Tilletiopsis washingtonensis is the source of this 947-nucleotide messenger RNA. RefSeq lists its product as hypothetical. The record is from RefSeq and is a predicted model, not a curated record. The coding region runs from base 314 to 889 and encodes 191 amino acids. Lineage: Eukaryota; Fungi; Basidiomycota; Exobasidiomycetes; Entylomatales. The transcript has a single exon.
UGACGCUGCCGCCGGCCCGCGUGUCCCUCUCGUCCCUCGCCCGUCCCCGGCAAACGCGCAGCCGUCCAGGCCAACAGUCCAGAGCGAUUUCAGGCACCUCGUCGCAGCUGCCAGCCGCUGCAGCGACACGCCUCGCAGCAGAGCUCUUUCGAAGGCCGCUGCCUGUCUGAGUUCGCCGCCAAGGCUGGCGGAGGGCUGAAGCGCCCUCCUCCCGGCGCACCUCAGCCCUGACGCCGCCGUGCUGCGUGGCAAAGAAAGCGUUCGUCGCCGCGAUCUCACUGCGCGCAAGAGCGUCGAGUGCCCCUCGGUCCCCAUGCCGGGCAGCCAAGGCGAGGCGAGGCUGGCGCUGCAGCUGAAGCGCUGGACAAAGCAACGCCGCGAAGCCGGCCCAGCGCAAGCGGCAGCGCCUCGCGCGUGUUCGAAAUUUGGCCGCACGCCGCCGCCGCGGGCUGCGGUGCCCAGCGCAAGCGCGUCAGCGCCGCGUCAGGGGCACCGCGGAGCCGCGCCGGCACGCCCCAGACGGGCAGGUCGGGCAAGGCCUCCCUCAUCCCGAUGGGGCCAGCCGAAUGCACACUUGCUCUUCUGCGCAGCUGCCCGCUCUGCAUGCUGCUACUGCACGGCCGCAUGGCCGCAGCUGCGCAGGCUUGCAUCGCUGCGCCCAUCUGCAGCAGGCGCCACCUCCCGACCGGGCGAGGAGGAGAGCUCUCCUCUGCCGGCGUGGCAAGGCGCCGAGCCAGAGCAGCGCAGCCUCUCGACUGACAAGGCGCCUGCCGCCGGCAGCCGUCCUCUGUCCUGCUCCUCUCCGGCGUGCGCCAGCGAGCGGCCUUCGGUACCUGAUCAGCCACUCGCAGCGCCUUGCGCGCUGGCCAGCAAGGCAGAUCCUUCUUAAGCGCCGCCCGGCGCCAGCGUCUCCUCCUGAUCCCGACACCUCUCGCCUCCACUCGGCC